AUGGCCACGGCGGCUUCCAACCCCUAUCUUCCCAGUAGUAGUAUUUUAUCGUCUGGCUCAAUCGUGCAUUCCGAUUCCGGAGGUGGUGGCAUGCAACCAGGCAGUGUCGCCGUUACAUCGGUGUCUGGUGGCUACAGAGGCGAUUCGACGGUGAAGAUGGUACAAAGUGACUUCAUGCAGGGCGCGAUGGCAGCGAGCAACGGGGGGCAUAUGCUGAGCCAUGCCCAUCAGUGGGUCACCUCGCUCCCUCAUGCGGCCGCUGCUGCAGCUGCUGCCGCGGUCGCAGCCGCUGAAGCCGGAUCACCGUGGUCGUCUAGUCCCGUUGGGAUGACGGGCAGUCCCCAACAGCAGGACGUGAAAAACAAUUCAGGCAGAGACGAUCUACACACAGGCAAUGCGCUGCACCACAGGCCCACGCAUCUUGGUCCGCACCAGACUCACGGUGGGGCUUGGGGCAGCACAACCGCCGCACACAUCCCCUUAUCCGGGGGACAGCAGCAGCAGCAGUCGCUCAUUUACUCGCAGCCUGGUGGAUUCACGGUGAACGGAAUGCUUAGCGCACCUGGCAGCCAAAGCUUGGUACACCCUAGUUUAGUUCGAGGGGACACUCCGGAUCUUGACCAUGGCAAUCACCACCACCAUCACCACCACCACCAACACCAGCACCACCAACAGCAACAUCACGGCGUCAACAGUCACGACCCGCACUCCGACGAGGACACGCCGACUUCAGACGAUUUGGAACACUUCGCAAAACAGUUCAAGCAGCGCCGGAUCAAACUAGGCUUCACGCAAGCAGACGUUGGCUUAGCGUUGGGUACUCUAUACGGGAACGUCUUUUCUCAGACCACAAUCUGUAGGUUUGAAGCGCUCCAACUCAGUUUCAAGAACAUGUGCAAACUCAAGCCAUUGUUAAACAAAUGGCUGGAGGAGGCCGACUCGUCCACUGGGAGUCCCACAAGCAUCGACAAGAUAGCGGCACAGGGGCGAAAACGCAAGAAGCGCACGUCCAUCGAAGUCAGCGUCAAAGGGGCUCUGGAAAGCCAUUUCUUAAAAUGUCCCAAACCUUCGGCUCAAGAAAUCACAUCACUGGCGGACAACCUACAGCUGGAGAAGGAAGUGGUGCGCGUGUGGUUUUGCAAUCGGAGACAGAAAGAAAAACGGAUGACGCCGCCGGGAGUGCCCCAGACGCCGGAGGAUGUGUACUCCCAAGUCGGCAAUGUGAGUGCAGACACACCGCCCCCCUCCAUGGACUGCAAAAGAAUGUUCAGUGGUAGAUUACUUAAAAGAUGCAAGUUUAACUGGGCCCAGUGAACCGAGUGACCAGAGGGUGACAACUACAAGUUCGUUCCAUCAGGUAAUUUUGGCGCAUUGACAUCACCAAGGAAAGAAACAAGCAUUUUAAAAUGACCAAAAUAUAUACCCCCACGUUUCCCCCCCACUGUCAUUCACGAAAACAAGGGAGGCAGUCAAUUGUAUAUUUCAGAAAUGGGACUUUAAACUCCAGCUCAAACAAGGAGGACACAUGGAUCAACAACAGAGAGAAGACGAAUAGCAUCUAUGAAGCUUCCGAUCAACCUUUUUGCAGGAAACGCCUUGGCUUUUCUUCCGAAUAAUGGGUGGGAUAACUCAGGCCCAGCUAUCCGCCAGAGAAGAGCUACCCUAACAUAAACACAUAACACCAUCAUCACAUCUCACGUCAAGACCCUUUUAAAAUCGCUCUUUUUAUUUAACGAACUGAAACUUUUGAAGGAUUAAGAGCGACAGAAAGACAUGUGAAGAGACUUCCUCCUCUACUCCUGCACUUAUUUGACAUUGUCCUCUGCGAACAGCCGUUGCCAAGUGUGACUGUAUGGGUGCUGUGGACGUAACCAUGAUAAUGCUGCCAUUUCCACGCAGUAUUCUUUGGUAGGUUUUAAUAAACAAGACUGUAAAGCCGGCAAUAUAGAUUCAUUAGAUCAGAUACUGAUCUGAAUUAUUUACUUUAUAUUUUUCAUCAAAAUGAGUUGUUUUAAUAUUUUAUUCGGGAUACAUAUUAUUAUUCCAAACAGUAAUUUAUUUCCCCAAAAACUGUGUAAUAUGUUUUUUUCUUAUCCGUUUUCGAUGUCUGUCCUAUUUUUUGUUUAAUUUUGUAUUAUCAGUUUUAAAGGAGCACAAAUCAACUCGAACUGACAUUGGCAGUGGUUAGGUGAUAAGGGUAUAUUUUGAUGUGAUGAUUUGAUUGUAAUUUAAUUUCAGUAGUGAUUCCAUAAAAGAUGAUUGAGACCAAUAAAUUUGUUAGAAUUAA
Messenger RNA from Sardina pilchardus (European sardine), 2287 nucleotides. RefSeq names its product POU class 3 homeobox 3b (gene pou3f3b). The transcript has 2 exons. Gene Ontology annotation, cellular component: nucleus. The record is from RefSeq and is a predicted model, not a curated record. The coding region runs from base 1 to 1314 and encodes 437 amino acids. Lineage: Eukaryota; Metazoa; Chordata; Actinopteri; Clupeiformes; Clupeidae. Gene Ontology annotation, molecular function: RNA polymerase II cis-regulatory region sequence-specific DNA binding; DNA-binding transcription factor activity, RNA polymerase II-specific. Gene Ontology annotation, biological process: brain development; regulation of transcription by RNA polymerase II.